AUGGAUAACCGACCUGAAUUCAACAUGGAUAAUAAUGUGUAUUCAAAUAUUGCUAGCUAUAAAUGUACGCAUAAUAAUUUCGACCAACCAGCAGUUUAUUUCAUGAUUCGAUGCAAACAUUUUCUGUGCGAAAGAUGUAGCAGAAAUUCUGUAAGUUUAAAUAUUUUUCAAAUUGAAGUCCGAUAAAAGCAUAUUUUAGUAUGAAAGUCAUCACGGAUGGAAAUGUCCUAAAUGCAAUGGAUUCACGGAACGUAUGGAAGUGUCAAGCUGCGUUGAAUGUAAGGUUCAGAUUGGUAUAAUAAAAUAAAUCAAUAGUAUUCUUACAGCACUCAACGAGGAAAGAAUUCUUCUGAAAAGAUCAUUAGAAAUCAAAGAUAAUGAAUUGGAAGCAAAAAAGGCUAGACUAGAAUUCUUUGAGCAAUUAAUAGAAGAUCAUUUGAAAUGUUUGGAUUGCAAUUUGACAGAAUCAGAAGAAAGGUUUGAAAAAAAAAAUAACAUCCAUUAUUCCAACCGGGGUUUUUGUAGAUUACAAUUAUGCGAGACUUGUCAUGGAUUGCAAUAUAAUAAUAAUUUGGAAGAAGUCAAGAAAUGUGCAAUUUGUGCGAGCUGCUCGAUCAAGAAACAUAUUCGAAAUGGGCAUAACACUGUGGACUUUUUCCCGAUUUUUGUAAGUUUGAUUUUUCAGUCAAAAAAUAAAAUGCGUUUUGUUUCCAGAGACAACUUCAAAAUUCAGCAAACCUAAUCAAAAUUAAAGAAAAAGUAGACGAGUUUGAAAAUAUGCGCGCAAGAUAUAACAAUGAUUUAAUUGAUUUCAAUGACAAAAAUGGGAAGAUUGUUCAGAAAAUGGAUGUUUUGACUGAAAUGGUUCGAAGAAGUAAAACAACAAUUGCUCAACAAGCAUUGACUGAUAAAUUGAGCACGAUCAUUGAAAGGGUUAGUUUUUCCAAAUUUUUCAAUACAUAUUGUUUAAUUUCAGUCAAUGACUCGGACUGAAACUACAAAUAACAUUAUAAAAAAUCAUAUUCGAAUGAUGAGCGAUCAAUUGGAACUAUUGAGACAAUGGAACGAGGAUCACAAACAUUAUGCUGAUCCAACACUUACCGAUUAA
Molecule: messenger RNA, 1108 nt
Organism: Caenorhabditis angaria
Lineage: Eukaryota; Metazoa; Nematoda; Chromadorea; Rhabditida; Rhabditidae
Source: the annotation of a GenBank genome assembly